AUGGUUCUUGGUGAGGCACCAAUAUUUCGAGCGAUUGAUUCUACCCUUCACUGGGUGGACUGCCUCUCCGAACCUUCAAGACUAUACAUCCUUAAGAUUGACGACGCUGGGGAUGCAGUGGGAGAGGCCCGCGUCCUUGAGCUUGAAGAUAGUGUCACGGUGGUCUUUUUCCGAAAGAAUAAGCCUGGCUACAUUGCAGCUUAUUAUCAAGGAGUAUGCUUCAUCGACGAAGAGACGGGCAAAAUGGAAGUUGUGAAGGAAAUAAUCCCGACAUCUCAGCGAGCUGAACUACGGUUCAAUGAUGGUGGUAUCGAUGCGAAAGGAAGGUUCUGGCUAGCGGAAAUCGAUAAAACUGCCAUGGCAUUCGGCCCUAACAAGCUUCCUCAAAGUUAUGGAGUACCGCGUGGUCGUCUUUGGAGAUAUGAUCCUGAUGGAAGCCUUCACCUGAUGGUGAAUGAAGGAGUUGUUUGUGGAAACGGGCUUGGUUGGAGUCCGGACAACAAGACCAUGUACUUUCAUGACUCUGUGGCCAUGCUAGUAUGGGCAUACGACUUCGAUGUAGAAACAGGAAGCAUUUCUAACAAGCGCACAUUAAUCGACCGCCGUGACUCGUUCGGUGAACCAGAUGGAAUGGUAGUCGACACCGCGGGAAACCUCUGGAUUGCGAUGUUUGACUCUAAUCGAGUGAUGGUUUUCAGUCCAAGUGGUCGACAUCUGAAAGAUAUUGUAUUUUCUUCAAGAAAUCCAGCCUGCACCACAUGGGGUGGUAAGAAUUUUGACAUCAUCUACAUCGCCAGUGGAAAGGAUCGUCGGCAAAAGCCAGACCCUAACGACGAAGGAGGGCACAUGUUUCGAUACAAGCCAACAGAUGCCCGUGGCCAACCGAAGCAUGAGUUUGAUGGCUAA
Penicillium malachiteum is the source of this 906-nucleotide messenger RNA. Its product is annotated as SMP-30/gluconolactonase/LRE family protein. NCBI's taxonomy places the organism in Eukaryota, Fungi, Ascomycota, Eurotiomycetes, Eurotiales, Aspergillaceae. Gene Ontology annotation, molecular function: calcium ion binding; gluconolactonase activity. Gene Ontology annotation, biological process: L-ascorbic acid biosynthetic process. Bases 1 to 906 code for a protein of 301 amino acids. The record is from RefSeq and is a predicted model, not a curated record. The transcript has 3 exons.